Molecule: messenger RNA, 720 nt
Organism: Caenorhabditis angaria
Lineage: Eukaryota; Metazoa; Nematoda; Chromadorea; Rhabditida; Rhabditidae
Source: the annotation of a GenBank genome assembly
UUGGAACGACGUCUCGCAGGGCUUUGCGAUCCAGGAAGCGAAGAUUUCCACGAGCACGAGAUGUCAUUCAGUCUCCGAACCGGCGUCAACAUGUCGCCCGAUGUUUCCAUCAAAAUCCGCCGUCGCUUCAAACCCGACAUUGUUUUCCACAAUCAAUGGCUGUUUCGCUACAUCGGUGUGCCGGAACCCGACGCAAAAUGUCCGGUGAUUGUGAGAAAAGUGAUCAAUUCGAUUUGCUAUUCGCAAGAUUGUAUGACUUUCGCGAAAACUUUGGGGCUACGUAUGGAUUAUGAAUAUAUGGCGAAGGGAAAAUUGUGGACGAAGGGCAAUAUCAAAAUUGCCACGAAUAUUUUGUCGAGGACUGAAAGACCCGGACAAUAUGAUCCGGCUUCGAUUAAACCGGUUUCCGAUUCGGUUUUGGUGGAAAUUAGUUGUGCGUUGCCAGAAAGUGCUGAAUAUACUAUGGUGGGUGCCUGUUUUUGACAAAAAAAAUCCGAUUUUUGAGAAAAAAUCGAUAAUAAUUCGCCUUUCCAGGCGGCCAAACAAAUUCGCGACUUUGCCGAUCAAUUAAUGCCGCUAGUCUGCAUGGAAAAAGUGGAUUAUUGGAGAAAGUGAGUUGGCAAAAAUAGGAAUUCAAUCUGAAAUUUCGAAAUUUUCAGAUAUUGUUCAACUGGAACUGUUGCGAGUCAAUUGGGACCGAUUCCAGUGCCACCAAUGUGA